Molecule: messenger RNA, 570 nt
Organism: Phyllostomus hastatus (greater spear-nosed bat)
Lineage: Eukaryota; Metazoa; Chordata; Mammalia; Chiroptera; Phyllostomidae
Gene: PYDC1
Product: pyrin domain containing 1
Exons: 3
Coding region: 45-314 (89 amino acids)
Source: RefSeq, a predicted model, not a curated record
UGCGCUUGCUUCCGGCAGAGGUUCAGAGGAGGCAGAGCUGAGCCAUGGGGAAGAAGCGAGACGCCAUCCUGGAGGCGCUGGAGAACUUGACCCCGGAGGAGCUCAAGAAAUUCAAGCUAAAGCUGGGGGCGGCACCGCUCCGCGAAGGUUUUCGGAACAUCCCACGUGGGGCGCUCGGGCAGCUCGACGCGAUAGACCUCACCGACAAGCUGGUCACCUUCUACUGCGAGGACUACGGCGCCGAGCUCACCGCAGUCGUGCUGCGAGACAUGGGCAUGCAGGAGGAGGCAGCAAGGCUUCAGAGGGUCGAAUAAACACAGACGUGGUUGGGAGUUGCGCGGUUUUCAGGAGAGGAGUCUCGGGCCAAGGAGAAGUGCAGUGCAGUGCUGAUGAUGUUUGUGGGCAAAAAUAACCCGCAGAAGCCCACCUCGACCACCAGUCGUGAGAAGAUGGUAGAGUCUCCACGGCGAGGACCAAGGACGGCUCCAUGCCUCCAGUCCCCGCCUGCUCCUGCCUCUGCUCCUGUCGUUAAUUCUAAUGCAGCCCAAUAAAUGUUUGAUGACAAACCUU